AUGUCGGUCUUUUGUUUUCCAACACCUCAUAUUGAUCAAUUAACGGGUGAAAAAUAUUAUACAAAAGAAGAUGCUAUGAAUUUAACACCUGAACAAUAUGAAGAAUGGGUUUAUUCAAAUAAAACUGAACAUGUGAACGAAGUUCGUUUAUAUAAAACGAAAUUUUGGAAUAUGAUAUUAACAAAAUCUCCACCAUUUUUACCAUUUUUAUUCUGGCCUUUUGCUAUCUAUUAUUUAAUAAUGCCAUUGACAUUAAUACGAUUUUAUUGGACUUCAAUUGGUUUUAUUUUUUGGUUUCCACUUGAAUAUUUAUUUCAUCGUUUUCUAUUUCAUUUACCUGUUAUUGGAUAUCGUACACAAAGUUUUCAUUUCUUUUUACAUGGUAUUCAUCAUGUUGCUCCAACUGAUUUAUGGCAUGUAUUUUCACCUAUACAUGAAUUAGGCAUUCAAGUUUUUAUUGUAUGGAUUGUUUUUAAUAUUCUUCAAUUCUCAGAUCCAAAUGCUUUAUGUGCUGGUCUACUAAUUAAUUAUAUUCGAUAUGAUUCAGUUCAUUAUUUAAUUCAUGCUUAUACACCAACAGAUAUAUCAAAAAUUCCAUUAAUUGGAAAUUAUCUGAAAAAAUGUUCAAUUCAUCAUCGUCAACAUCAUUUUUCAAAUCCAAGAAAACAUUUUACUAUUAGUUUUAUUUCAUCAAUUGUUGAUUAA
This is a messenger RNA of Adineta steineri, 705 nucleotides long. The record is from the annotation of a GenBank genome assembly. NCBI's taxonomy places the organism in Eukaryota, Metazoa, Rotifera, Eurotatoria, Adinetida, Adinetidae.